Messenger RNA from Ficedula albicollis (Collared flycatcher), 2770 nucleotides. RefSeq names its product von Willebrand factor C domain containing protein 2-like (gene VWC2L). The coding region runs from base 448 to 1137 and encodes 229 amino acids. Gene Ontology annotation, biological process: negative regulation of BMP signaling pathway. The transcript is spliced from 4 exons. Gene Ontology annotation, molecular function: protein binding. NCBI's taxonomy places the organism in Eukaryota, Metazoa, Chordata, Aves, Passeriformes, Muscicapidae. Gene Ontology annotation, cellular component: AMPA glutamate receptor complex. The record is from RefSeq and is a predicted model, not a curated record.
GAAGCCGGAGCCGCAGGAGAUCCGCCGGGCGCAGGGAGGGGACAGGGAUGGGUUGUUUUCUCUCCCCCGCCCGCCCCGAGACCUGAGGAGAUGCAGCCCAAGUUCGCCGCGAUGACUGUGCUGCUGGCACCGGGGAUUCUCCGCGGCGUCGCAGCCUCCGGACCGCCCGAAUCCUGCUCCCUCUGAAUCGCCGGGUUAAAGCUCAGUUCUCAUGUUGUGGUUGCUGGGCUGCCGCGCUCCCGUUUUGCGAUGGGAGGUGGAGGAAAAGGGAUUGUCCGUGAGUCAACACCGAAAACGUGAUUAGGAGGAACUGCUUUCACUAAUCUGUUUCUAACCUUUCAGUCCAUGUUGGCCUGUGACCCCUCUCAGCUUUCACAUCCAGCCUGAUCAGACCACAACACUGGUCUCCCUAUGGAAGCAACUGUUUGUAUUUGGCUUUGAGGUCCCAUGGAGAAGCUGAGGAAGGGGAUGGCUCUUCAUAUCCAUGAAGCCUGGAUACUUCUGUUUGUGCUCCCUGGUUUGGUCACUCCAGCUGCCAUCAAUCACGAAGAUUACCCUGCUGAUGAAGGGGACCAGGCCUCCAGUAAUGACAAUCUGAUCUUUGAUGAUUACCGGGGGAAGGGCUGUGUGGAUGACAGUGGCUUUGUGUACAAACUGGGAGAACGUUUUUUCCCAGGACACUCCAACUGUCCCUGUGUCUGUACUGAGGAUGGACCUGUUUGCGAUCAACCAGAAUGCCCUAAAAUCCACCCAAAGUGCACAAAAGUGGAACACAAUGGAUGCUGCCCAGAAUGCAAAGAAGUGAAAAACUUUUGUGAAUAUCAUGGGAAAAAUUACAAAAUCUUGGAGGAAUUUAAGCCCUCGCCAUGCGAAUGGUGUCGCUGCGAGCCCAGCAAUGAAGUUCACUGUGUUGUAGCAGACUGCGCAGUCCCCGAGUGUGUCAACCCGGUCUAUGAACCAGAGCAGUGUUGUCCUGUCUGCAAAAAUGGUCCCAACUGCUUCGCGGGCACCACGAUAAUCCCCGCGGGCAUCGAGGUGAAGGUGGACGACUGCAACAUCUGCCACUGCCACAACGGGGACUGGUGGAAGCCGGCACAGUGCUCCAAGCGGGAGUGCCAGGGCAAGCAGGCUCUGUAGCAGCUCCCCCGGCCAGCAGCUCCUGGUGAGGGUGAGGAUGGUGAUGAUGAUGGUGACGAAGGAACGGCUCCGGUGCUGCCCGUGCGUCCAACCUCCCGCCAGCUGCAGCGGGGUCACCAGCAGGGAGGGUGCCACGGGACAGAGAUCAGUUCCUGCAGGGAGGUGCCCCCUGCAGCUCCUGUCCCACUGCACGCACUGUGUGCCUGCCCUGCUCUGGGAGUCACCAGUGCUCGGGCUGGGGGCACAGGAGGAGAGCAGCCCACGCACCUUCCCAGCCUGGCCAUAUCUCCGAUCGAUUCACUGCUCUCGCUCUCUGCAGUGUGGGUCAGGGGGUUUUUCACUUUUAUUUAUUUGAAGGUUUUUUUUGCUAUUGUGAUGAUUUUUUUUUUUUUUUUUAAAGUCUCUUCCUAAGCUGGGAUCAUCGGGACAAUACAGCUAUGAGUGGAGCAAUAGAUGGAGAAUUUUUAUUGUGUCUGUAAGCGCAGGUGGCACUAAGGACAGGAGGGAGGUAGAAAUUCAAAGGGAUGGGGGAGCUAAAAAAAAACCCAACUGGAAUGUAACCUGCAGCAGGACUGAGGUAGAUGCACAGGUAUAGACCGGACAGCCAAGACACAAAGCUGUAUCUGUGUUGCACUUUCUCCACUGAGUGGGGACAAUAAAGUCGAAGACACCUACACAGUCAGUGUGACCUUGAUGGGAGCAGAGCCCCCAGCAGCUGCACGGGGCAGCCAAACAGGUGCUCCAUGAAAGCAGCAUCUUACCUGGCUUGUUUGUGUGUGGCUCCUGGCUGGGGCAGCAGUGGUGAGCAGAGGGAAGAGGGCCCCACGUGUUCCUGGUUCCUGGGCUGAGCCUGUGCCCUCCUGCCUUGUCCCACCCCCAUCCCUCGCUGGAGCCAGGGGCAGCGUUUCAUUGCAUUCAAACAUGGGAUCAGCCCCCUCUGGAGGUUUCCAGCAAUGUCCCACGGCUGUGACAGCCCUAAACUGGCUCAGCUGGCAGGUAAGACCCUUUGCUAUGGUGGGAGGGAGCUGCCCUGGCUCUCCCUGGGAGUAUCUGGGCUCCUGUGGGGGCUCUCUCUUUAAGCAGCUGCUUUCUGUGCCUGCCUGCCAGGAGCAGAGGUCCCCAUUUCCAGCACUGGUACCUCCUGCUUUCUCAGGCUGCAGCUUCCAGGUGACACUGUCAAAGAAAAGCCACCAAUGUCAUCUCCCUGCCCUGCCAGCCCAGGGGCCCUUCCCAUCACUGUCCACACUUGGUUCCCUGCUCUUUGGUCAGUGCCAUGGGGGUGGUGGUGCUUCUUUUGUUCAGAGCUCAGACUCCAGCCCAGCUCCUGCUCUCGACAGCGGCGGCAGCAAAUCCUCCCCACAGCAUCCUCACCGAGGCAGAUCAGCACAUCAGGCUGGGUUUACACACUCUGUUGCCAUGAUGCUUUCAUUUCUUCCCCAUUUUGGUGUUUUCCUGGAGGCAGGGGUGGGAGGAGCACUUAGCACAGCAUCCUGUGGCUGAGCACUGGCUCCCUGCAGGCUGAGCUGGUACCGUUUGAGAUGUCAUCACCACAUUUCUUUGUAAGCUGUUGCCUGUCAAUGACUAUCCAGUUUCAAAACUUUCAAACAAUAGUGUGCCUGAAACUAGUGAGAAA